CUCGCACACUCCUCUUAAAACCUUCUUCUGUUUUUGACAGAUAUUCGGCGAAAGAAAAGCGCCAUGAAUGUGGCUUACAGCAGCAGCUCUGAGCUCCUGUGAGAUCAGCAGAUAUCUGGAAUACAUCACUCAUCCUGCGCACAGCUACGCUUUUUACAGGUCAUAAGAAAAAUGUUUGCAUCCCUCGCUUGGCUUUCUUCAUAGCUGCGCAACUUGGCGGGCAUCCGAUGGUGCGCUUUUGCGCAAAUCUCUCCAAACUUUCCAACCAAGUGGAGGAUAUUUUGAGGCGAAGGAUAUAGCUGAUACACACGCGUGCUCUCUGGAAAUGUUCUUUUAAGGACCUUUUGGGUAAAUACACCCUUAACGUUUGUCUUUUACGCUGGAAAGAGCGUUAAGGGUUCCUGCGUUCUUCACCUGGACAUGUUGCGCAGCGGCGCAGCUGCGGGAUUGAAAUAACGCUGCCGUUGCCGGAGUUUUCCGAACCUCGCCAACAUCUCGGGCAUCGCAUCUUUGGGCAGGUGCUCCUUUCUGAGUGUGUUUGAAGACGGUGCCAUGCGGAAUCUGGAACCGCGCAUCGAAAGGCUUUAAAACCUAUUGGAAACGCGACAUUUACGCAGAGAUGGGAUCCCUGGUGAGAUCCCGUUGGCUGAUGAUCCCCUUGCUCGUGCAGGCCUGGCUCUUGGCUUCCCAAGGCAGAGUCCGAGAGAAACCGUGUCCCCGAAGCUGCCGCUGCGAUGGCAAAAUAGUGUAUUGCGAGUCAAAUGCCUUCCGUGAUGUGCCAAAGAAUGUUUCUGUGGGAUGCCAGGGCCUCUCUCUGCGGUACAACAGCUUGGUGAACCUCAGGGCUGGUCAAUUUGCCAGCCUCAGCCAGUUAGUAUGGUUGUACCUGGACCACAACUACAUCAAUGCAGUGGACAAACAAGCCUUUCAGGGUGUUCGAAGACUAAAGGAGUUGAUCCUCAGCUCCAACAAGAUCACACAUUUGGAAAACAGCACGUUCCAUUCAAUCCCCAACCUACGCAAUCUGGACCUGUCUUACAACAAACUUCAAGUCCUGCAGCCAAACCAGUUCCAGGGCUUGCGGAAACUGUUGAGUCUCCACAUCAGAUCGAAUUCCCUCAAGACGGUUCCCAUGCGAGUGUUCCAGGAUUGUCGAAACCUAGAGUUUCUUGAUUUGGGCUACAAUCGACUGCGAAGUCUUACCCGUAACGCAUUUGCAGGACUUCUCAAACUGACUGAGUUACACUUGGAGCACAACCAAUUCUCAAAGAUCAAUUUCUCUCAUUUCCCAAGGCUGAACAACCUCCGUGCUUUGUAUCUGCAGUGGAAUCGGAUAAAAUCUAUAACCCAGGGAAUUACAUGGACCUGGACCUCUUUGCAAAAGCUGGAUCUUUCUGGAAAUGACCUGCAGGUGUUGGAUUCAAGCAUCUUCCAGUGUCUCCCUAACUUGCAGACUCUUAAUCUGGACUCCAAUAAGCUUAGCAACGUGUCUCAAGAGGCCAUAUCAGCUUGGAUAUCUCUUACUACCAUCAGUCUUGCUGGUAACAUUUGGGAAUGCAGCCCCAGCUUAUGCCCCCUUGUAGCUUGGCUGAGGAGCUUCAAGGGGAACAAGGAGACUACUAUGAUUUGUGCUGGACCAAAGGAGGUUCAGGGUGAGAAAGUCAUUGAGGCUAUUGACACACAUGGAAUCUGUAAGUUGAUGCCCACUGCUUACCAGCCGAUCUCCUCCACCGUAAGCUCCCCUUCCAAAACUGGACGUUUCCCCCUGCCCACCAUGUUCAGGGUGAAUGAGAAAAUAACACGCAACAACGCUAUUGCACCUUCCCCAACGGCUGCAUCCCCACUCAUCCCUGAGCAGGACUUUGAGCAUGUUUCGUUCCACAAGAUAAUUGCUGGCAGCGUCGCCCUCUUCCUGUCCGUGGCCAUGAUCUUGCUAGUGAUCUAUGUCUCUUGGAAGCGUUAUCCCAGCAGCAUGAAGCAACUGCAGCAGCAUUCCAUGGUAAGAAAACGCCGGAAAAAGGUGCGGGAGACAGAGCGCACCAUCAGCACCCCGCUUCAGGAAUAUUAUGUGGACUACAAACCCACAAACUCUGAGACCAUGGACGUACUGGUCAAUGGGACAGGACCCUGUACCUACACCAUCUCCGGCUCCCGAGAAUGUGAGGCCCCUCCACAGAUGGGCACAUUGGCGUUCUACAGAUACGAGCAGCCCAUCGUGGACUACUGCCAGGCUCACCAGCCCCUGCACAUCAACAGGGGAUUUGAGCCCCCGUCCCAGGCCCUGGAGGGGCUGGGGGCACGAGAACGCUGCGUCGUCCCAUCCGCUGGCCUCCUUCCUUCCGUGCCUGCAGCCCCUCUGUCAGACAUCCGCACCCUACCGCAGUGAGCCGGAGAUGGACUCGUCCCCGUCGCUUGCUCUCCUCCACGAACGUCCCCGGGGGCAUAGUCUCUACCCCCAACAUGAACCCUUCGCCAGACCGAAUCACAGAUAUAAGGGACAGUGUGAUGGACUACAGACUCUCAGGAGAGGACUCUGUCUUUGUCGUGAAGUGGGUUGAACACUCUCGGGUUUAUCAUUCGCAAGAAUAGUCAUUCUAGUGUACGAUCGACGUGUUUGGAAUAAUCAAACAGGAUGUUCUGGGGGGAAAAACAGUUUAUUCUCUUAUUUCAGGCUUUUUGUGAGCUCAACCCUCUAAAUUUUGCAAAAGCAUCAUACUACCAUCUCAAAUGGGAAAUAAAUAUCAAGUUUUAUUGACUCAACACCACGCAUACCAACAAGAUCGGUGUUAUCCUGUAACCAGAAGUAAUUAAAUGUAAACCAGCGACCCUUAAAUGGAUUCGAGGAAUUUCUAAGCAUAAAAAAAUCUCUUUCAUCCCUUUCUAAUAAGUCCUUUCAGAUCUGUGAAAUUAGCGAUAAUUGCUUUAUAUGAAAUUGCCCAAAUUUGAUUUCUCAAGGUGAGCUGGUGAAUUUGAAUUGUAAAUGAUAAUAUGACCCUCACUUGACGGCUUCUCUAUUGUGAAUCUUGAUUGUUCGGUAUUAUGAUGAAAGAACCCAUCAUGCCAUGCCGGUUUUACUCUGAAAAUUACUGACAGCUGUGACAUCAUUUAUCAGUGCUGUUUUACACCGACCGUGGAAAAUGUCUGACACAAUUUUUAGUUCCCUUUCAGUUUUUGGAGAAAAAUACAUAUAAAAAAGUGGAAAUUUCACAAACUACUUGUGUAAAGUGGUCUUGAAAACUUUCAGGUCGACAUCAGACACUUAAACUUAGUUAUAUCACGAUUAUUGCAAGAUUAUGCUGAGAAACUAUGUGAGGCAGUGUUUUUUUUUUUAACUGUUGAUGUUACACUGUUUUUGUGAUUCAAUCAAGUAGGAUGUUCUUUUCACUCCAAAAUGAUGUCACUUCCUGGAGGAUGAUGACAAGAAUUACACACAAUUAACAGAACGGAAAGCAAGGACAAAAAUAAAAAAAAUUUGAGGACGUGAAAAUGUCCAGCAUAGCAGGAAAGACCCACAUUCUUUCUUGAAGCCUAUUUGCCGUAUCCUAUAUUAUGGUCACUAUACGUCCUCUUUUUUAUUUCUAAGUUGCCUCAAAUGUCCAGGUUUGGCAUUGUUUUACUUUUGUCUUCAUACUUGCUGAAGGUAAUGAGCAGUUUGACCAAUAGUGUGCAAGUAUUGUACAUAAUCGACCAAUCGUGGUGUGUGAGAGGCAGGAUCUAGAGAGCAUGGUCAAUAUAAUGUAUGAAGACUGUAGAAAGCACGUCAACAUGAAAACAAUCCCCAAACCAGCACAUUUUAGGCUAUUUAGAAAAGGAGGACAUAUGGUCACCCUACCUUUUUAUACCCAUUAAGAAAGUGGAUGUAUGUUGUGGUGUACUACGUUAGUACCAUAAACUGUACUAUCAUCAUCAUCUUGCACCUCUGUCGCGGUAUCAUCAUCUAUUGGACAUUGUGCCGUAUUUCGGGGAUUCUCGGAUGCUCCAUUAAAUGAGAUGGAAAUGGAUUCCUUUUCUGUUUUGCCACAACUCACAUUCCAGCUGGAACUGUACAAAUAAAGACAGUGGGAGUGACUUAGAGACACUAUAAAGUGAAAAACACACUUCCCAGACUGGACUACUUGUCUUGUACAUAUUAUGUAAAUUAAAACAAGGAUGUCUUUGCUUCUACAGAAACACAAUCUUGUUACCUAGAAGAGGAGCCUUAUCUUUAAUCCAGGAGGAAGCGUACAUGCAUCGGAUGUGUGUGUGUGAGUGUGGGUGUGAGUGUGUCAGUGAGAGAGAGAGAGAGAGAGAGAGAGAGAGAGAGAGAGUGUGUGUGUGUGUGUGUGUGUGUGUGUGAUAGUGUGGAUGCAUGAAAGUGUGAAUGGAAAAAGACAGAGAAGAUGGUUGUGUUAGAAUAUUAGCCUGCUGUUUAAAAAUGACUUUGGUUAAAAAAAAAUCACUUUCCUUUGCGAUUUUAAAUAAUUGCAACAUAUGUUCAAUGCAUCUGUCAGGUGGGACGGUUUGUCAAACACCUGUCCUCCAAUAAUGAUUACAGUGAUUUUCCAACCAAAUGUUUUUAUACCAGUAUUUAUGUGGGAAAAAAAGAUGAUAACCAGUAUAUACUUUUCCGUUUUCCGUUCUCCCGACCCCUUCAAUGCAAUACUUGCGUCUGUGGAUGGGAAUGACCGGUUUAUGUUUUGAUGCCAAGAUUGUGAUGAUUAUUUUAAGCAUUUGACUGUGUUUCCCUGUAUCUUAGCAAUGAGGUCCAAAUAUUUCAUUUUGUCUAUUCAACAGUUAUAAAGCGUAAAUUUGUUUUUUUAAA
Messenger RNA from Carassius gibelio (silver crucian carp), 4801 nucleotides. RefSeq names its product leucine-rich repeat transmembrane neuronal protein 4-like. Lineage: Eukaryota; Metazoa; Chordata; Actinopteri; Cypriniformes; Cyprinidae. The record is from RefSeq and is a predicted model, not a curated record. Gene Ontology annotation, molecular function: protein binding. The transcript is spliced from 3 exons. Bases 620 to 2386 code for a protein of 588 amino acids.